ACCAUCACGGACAGCUGUAAUGUGGGCCUCGCUCCUCCAAUAUAAUCCCAUAAUAUCGUCGGUGACGUCACGUGACUCCCUCAACCAGGCCAGUGACUCUACGGAAGCCGCGAUUCUCGUCGCCGGGACGCAGUUUACGUAGAAUAGAUGUUCUGGCGUAGCAGAGGCCCGGGUGAGAGGAAGUGGCCCCACCGAGGACCGACGAGCCACCACAUCGGAACAGCGAGGGUGACCGGCACUGAGGACACCUGCCGAGCGAGCCCCUUUGAGGCGGGACCGUCACCUGGAGAACAACCGCCAGGGCCGAGGACCCCGUCACAGUUUCCACGCUUCCCAUUGGUGUAGAGGUGAGAGGUCACUGAGUACUCUGUGGAAGGUCUGGCUCCAGCUGAAUGUGGAGCAUCAGGAGUUGAUUGAGAGAUAUUUGAUCAUGAAGCCCAGAUUAAGUGUUGUCUGCUUACCCAGGAAGUCUCAGUUAUUACCUUGAACUUCUGAACUGAAGAGGAGGAUGAAAUGAGAUAAGGUGGACAUCUGGAGGAGCCCCUCCCCCCCUCACCCCCACCUCUUUGAAGCAUGGCCGGCCUGCAGCUCGUCACCCCCGCCACGUCCCCCAUGGGGCCUUUCUUUGGGCUGCCUUGGCAGCAGGAGGCCAUCCACGACAACAUCUACACGCCCAGGAAGUAUCAGGUGGAGCUCCUGGAAGCGGCUCUUGAACACAACACCAUCGUCUGCUUGAACACCGGCUCAGGGAAGACCUUCAUCGCAGUCCUCCUCACGAAGGAGCUCUCCCACCAGAUCCGGGGCCGGUACCAGGAGCACGCCAAGAGGACGGUGUUCCUGGUGAACACAGUUGUGUCUGUAGUGCAGCAGGCGGCGGCCAUCAGGACUCACUCUGACCUCCAGGUGGGAGAGUACACGGACGCGGAGGAGGCCUCGGCAUGGACGGACCAGCGCUGGGGUCAGGAGGUCGAGGAGAACCAGGUGCUGGUCAUGACGUGCCACAUAUUCCUGCAUAUUCUGAGGAAUAAGAUCUUACCGUUGUCCAAAGUCAACCUGGUGGUGUUUGACGACUGCCACCUGGCCAUCACGGACCACCCGUACUGUGACAUCAUGAAGCUGUUCGAGGGCAGCCCGGGCAGCCCGGGCAGCCCCCGCAUCCUGGGGCUCACGGCCUCCAUCCUCAACGGGAAGUGUGACCCGUCGGAGCUGGAGCACAAGAUCCAGAACCUGGAGAGCAUCUUGAAGAGCAACGCUGAGACCGCCACUGACCUCGUGGUGCUGGACAGGUACGCCGCUCAGCCGCGAGAAGUGGUGCUGGACUGCGGCCCCUUCGUGGACAAGAGCGGCCUCUCCUCCUGCCUGCUGGCCGAGCUGGACGAAGCUCUGCACUUCCUGAGCGACUGCAACGUGUGCGCCGCCAGAGAGGACCGCGACCCCACCUUCAUCUCCAAGCAGGUCCUGGGGGACUGCCGGGCCGUGCUGCAGGUCCUGGGUCCCUGGUGUGCCGACAAGGCCGCGGGCAUCAUGGUGCGGGAGCUCCAGAAGUACAUCAAACACGAGCAGGAGGAGCUCAGCCGCAAGUUCCUGCUCUUCACCGACACCAUCCUGCGCAAGGUGCACGCCCUCUGCGAGGAGCACUUCUCCCCCGCCGCGCUCGACCUCAAGUACGUCACGCCCAAGGUCCUCCGGCUGCUGGAGGUCCUGCACGAGUACAAGCCCUUCGAGCGGCAGCAGUUCGAAAGCGUGGAGUGGUACAACAACCGCAACCAGGACGACUACGUGUCGUGGAGCGACUCGGAGGACGAGGACGAGGACGAGGAGGUGGAGGUGAAGGAGAGGCCCGAGUCCAACUUCCCCUCGCCGUUCACCAACAUCCUGUGCGGCAUCAUCUUCGUGGAGCGGCGCUACACGGCCGUCGUCCUCAACCGCCUGAUCAAAGAGGCCGGGAAGCAGGACCCGGAGCUGGCGUACAUCAGCAGCAACUUCAUCACCGGCCACAGCAUCGGCAAGAACCAGCCCCGCAACAAGCAGAUGGAGGUGGAGUUCAGGAAGCAGGAGGAGGUUCUCCGUAAGUUCCGGGCUCAUGAGACCAACCUGCUGAUCGCCACCAGCAUCGUGGAGGAAGGCGUGGACAUCCCAAAGUGUAACCUGGUGGUGCGCUUCGACCUGCCCACGGAGUACCGGUCCUACGUCCAGUCCAAAGGCCGAGCCCGAGCUCCCGUCUCCAACUACAUCAUGCUGGCCGACAGCGAGGGGACCAGGACCUUCGAGGACGACCUCAGCACCUACAAGGCCAUCGAGAAGAUCUUAAGGAACAAGUGCUCCAAGUCGGUGGAGGUGGGCGAGUUUGAAGUGGAGCAGGUGCUGGACGACGACAACAUCCUGCCGCCCUACGUGCUCCAGUCUGUGGACGGAGGCCCGCGGGUCACCGUCAACACGGCCAUCGGACACAUCAACCGGUACUGCGCCCGGCUGCCCAGUGACCCGUUCACUCACCUGGCGCCCAAGUGUAGAACCGCUGAGAGGCCGGGCGGCCGCUUCCAGUCCACCCUCUACCUCCCCAUCAACUCCCCUCUGCGGGUUCCUCUCAAGGGGCCCAUCAUGAACUGUGCCAGGCUGGCAGAGAAGGCGGUGGCCCUGCUGUGUUGUGAGAAACUCCACAAAAUAGGUGAGCUGGAUGAUCACCUCAUGCCGGUGGGCAAGGAGACGGUGAAGUAUGAGGAGGAGCUGGACCUCCACGAUGAGGAGGAGACCAGCGUACCGGGCCGGCCCGGCUCCACCAAGAGGAGGCAGUGCUACCCGAAAGCCAUCCCAGAGUGUCUGCGUGACAGUUACGCCGUACCAGAGCAGACGUACUACCUGUAUGUGAUCGGGAUGGUCCUCACCACGCCGCUCCCCGAUGAACUCAACUUCCGCAGGAGGAGGCUCUACCCACCGGAGGACACCACCAGGUGCUUCGGCAUCCUGACCGCCAAGCCCAUACCUCGGAUCCCCCACUUCCCGGUGUACACCCGCUCGGGCGAGGUGACCAUCUCCAUCGAGCUGCAGAAGUCCGGCUUCGCGCUCGCCGCCGUGCAGCUGGACCUCAUCACGCGCCUGCACCAGUACAUCUUCUCCCACAUCCUCCGCCUGGAGAAGCCGGCGCUGGAGUUCAAGCCCACGCUGGCCGACUCGGCGUACUGCGUCCUGCCUCUGAAUGUCGUCGGGGACUCCCACACUCUAGAUAUGGACUUCAUGUUCAUGGAGGACAUCGAGAGGUCCGAGGCCCGCACCGGCAUCCCCGUCACCCAGUACACCAAGCAGGACCCCUUCACCUUCAAGCUGGAGGACUACCAGGACGCGGUCAUCAUCCCAAGGUAUCGGAACUUUGACCAGCCUCACCGCUUCUACGUCGCCGACGUGUACACGGACCUGACGCCGCUCAGUAAGUUCCCGUCGCCCGAGUACGAGACGUUUGCCGAGUACUACAAAACCAAGUACAACCUGGACCUGUCCAACCUGAACCAGCCGCUGCUCGACGUGGACCACACCUCCUCCAGACUGAACCUGUUGACGCCGCGCCACCUGAACCAGAAGGGCAAAGCUCUGCCGCUCAGCAGCGCCGAGAAGAGGAAGGCCAAGUGGGAGAGUCUGCAGAACAAGCAGAUCCUGGUCCCGGAGCUGUGUGCCAUCCACCCCAUCCCGGCCUCCCUGUGGAGGAAGGCGGUGUGUCUGCCGAGCAUCCUCUACCGCCUCCACUGCCUCCUGACGGCGGAGGAGCUGCGGGCCCAGACGGCCAGGGAGGCCGGCGUGGGCGCCCAGACCCUGCCCCCCGACUUCAGGUACCCAAACCUAGACUUUGGCUGGAAGAGAGCCAUCGACAGCAAAACCUUCAUCUCCUGUCCCGACUCCGACAGCGAGGACGACGAGGGUCAGUGUUCGCCCCGAGAGACUGAAAGCCCCGCCCCCCCGUCUCACCCCGCCAGCCCCCACUCCCCCCGGCCCGAGCCCGGGGAAGCCACGCCCACGGGGAACCUCGCCAACGGCACGGCCCUCGUCGAGGAGCACCCUCGGCGGCGUGACGAUUGCCAACGCUCGCAGCCCGCCGCCCCCGGGCCGCAGAGUCCUGGAUCCAUACAAACCACUACCUCGGAGCCUCCGCGGCCCGCGCUCGGCUCCAAGAAGCCCGGUGACGAAUGUGCACCGGGGAGGACCUCGCAACACGCAUGCAACGCUACCUCAGUCUGCGGUCCCGACGCGGCACCGGCUCCUGAUCCGCUCGCCGCCUCUCAGACCGGAGACUCCCCCAAGAGUCUGGGGCCCAACCCGGGCCUCAUCCUGCAGGCCUUGACGCUCUCCAACGCCAGCGACGGCUUCAACCUGGAGCGGCUGGAGAUGCUGGGAGACUCGUUCCUGAAGCACGCCAUCACCACGUACCUGUUCUGCACCUACCCCGACGCCCACGAGGGCCGGCUCAGCUACAUGCGCAGCAAGAAGGUGAGCAACUGUAACCUGUACCGCCUGGGGAAGAAGAAGGGGCUCCCCAGCAGGAUGGUGGUGUCCAUCUUUGACCCCCCCGUGAACUGGCUGCCCCCCGGCUACGUGGUCAACCAGGACCAGAGCACCACGGACCAGCUGGACGAGGAGGCCAAGGAGGAGCUCCUGGCCAACGGGCAGCUUGAGCGUGACUCUGAGGUGGAGGAGGUGAAGGAGGAGGUGGAGCAGGAGCUGAUGCUGAAGGACGAGCCAAAGGACGAGGUGAACAUGGAGGAGGACCUGGAGUACUACAAGGAGCACAUCAAGUUCAUCGACAACAUGCUGCUGGGCUCCGGCGCCUUCGGGAAGAAGAUCUCGCUGAGCACCUUCCCGCCCCCCCCGGCCGCGGGCUCCUCCCCCGCGCCGGAGUCUCCGUCCAAGUGGAAGCCCCCCAAGAAGACGCACCACCCCGCGGAGCCGCCGCCCAGCUCGCCCGCGGCGGAGGAGUUUGACUACAGCUCGUGGGACGCCAUGUGCUACCUGGACCCCAGCAAGGCCGGCGAGGAGGACGACUUCGUGGUCGGCUUCUGGAACCCGUCGGAGGAGAACUGCGGCGCCGAGCUGGGCAAGCAGGCCAUCUCCUACGACCUGCACACGGAGCAGUGCAUCGCCGACAAGAGCAUCGCCGACUGCGUGGAGGCUCUGCUGGGCUGCUACCUGACCAGCUGCGGGGAACGAGCCGCGCAGAUGUUCCUCUGCUCGCUGGGCCUCAAGGUGCUGCCGCUGGAGAGAGGCGCCCUGCUGGAGGCCGCCGCCGUGGACCUGUGCUACGGCUGGCUGAAGAUCCCCCCCCGCGGCCUGCUGGACCACCCGGACGCCGAGCGCACGCUCACCCUCCUCAUCUCCGGCUUCGAGAACUUCGAGAGCAAGAUCAACUACACCUUUCAGAACAAGGCCUACCUGCUGCAGGCCUUCACCCACGCCUCCUACCACUACAACACCAUCACAGACUGUUACCAGCGGCUGGAGUUCCUGGGCGACGCGAUCCUCGACUACCUCAUCACGAAGCACCUUUACGAGGACCCGCGGCAGCACUCGCCCGGCGUGCUCACCGACCUGCGCUCGGCGCUCGUCAACAACACCAUCUUCGCCUCUCUGGCCGUCAAGUACGACUACCACAAGUACUUCAAGGCCAUCUCGCCGGAGCUCUUCCACGUCAUCGACGACUUUGUGCAGUUUCAGCUGGAGAAGAACGAGAUGCAGGGCAUGGACUCUGAGCUGCGUCGCUCUGAGGAAGACGAGGAGAAGGAGGAAGACAUCGAGGUGCCCAAGGCCAUGGGGGACAUCUUUGAGUCGCUGGCCGGAGCCAUUUACAUGGACAGCAGCAUGUCCCUGGAGACGGUGUGGCAGGUGUACUACCCCAUGAUGAGGCCGCUGAUAGAGAAGUUCUCUGCCAACGUGCCUCGCUCUCCUGUGAGGGAGCUGCUGGAGAUGGAACCAGAGACGGCCAAGUUCAGCCCUGCAGAGAGGACGUAUGACGGGAAGGUGCGGGUGACGGUGGAGGUCGUCGGGAAAGGCAAGUUCAAGGGCGUCGGCCGCAGCUACCGGAUCGCCAAGUCGGCGGCGGCGCGGCGAGCGCUGCGCAGCCUCAAAGCCAAUCAACCUCAGGUGCAGACCAGCUGAGCUCGCAGCAUUAGCACCUAAAGCUACUGACGCUAACGGAGGGCCCGGCGGCGUCACCGGCGGGGUCACCGGCGGCGUCACCGUGGACAACCAGGAGCAGGACAGAUUUCAUUUUGACUUUUUUCUUCUUCUUUUUUUGCGCAAACACAAUCUUUGCUUUCUGUCUCGGUGCGAUCGCACCAGAGCUUCAUGGACCUCCAGCAGGCCGGGCGCCACGCCCCAUGUCACCACAUGAGGCUCGCCGUUGUUGUUGUUGUGUUUGACGAGCACUGUUUACUCACAAGCUGAGCAGGAAGAACACAGAACUGGAGCAGCUUCAUCCCUUUGGAAUGUUAUUCUGAGUCAUGUUUGCACUUAUUCCACGAGUCAUGCUCCUCCGGCAUGACACCUUGACACCUAUGCGAAGCACACUACAUACACGCACAUAUAUAUAUAUAUAUAUAUAUAUGAAGAGCUCCUUGCUCCUGGUUCCCGUAUCCUCACCACAAACCCCAACAUUCCCAGUUACUGUAAAGUAGUUCAAACCUCAUGUUCUGGACCCACCAUGUUCUGGGUCUUCAGGGAGGCGUGUGGGAGGCUUCAACACGCCUCCCACACGCCUCCCACACGCCUCCCUCUUCUCCGUGUGGGAGGCGUGUGUUUUAGGCCGUUCUGCGGAGCUAUUAAUAAUUAAUUUGAGCUCUCAUCCCGUUGCUACCAAAGCUGUAACCGUGGUAACGCAGGAGGAGGCCAUCCUUUGAGGGUUCUCUGCUUCUGGCCCGAUGGCUCUGGGUACCGUCGUCAGGCAGAGCUCCACUUGAAUACCUCAGUCCUCUGUCCUCAGUCCUCUGUCCUCAGUCCUCUGUCCUCUGUCCUCAGUCCUCAGUCCUCUCUCCUCUCUCCUCUGUCCUCAGUCCUCUCUCCUCUGUCCUCAGUCCUCUCUCCUCUGUCCUCUCUCCUCAGUCCUCUCUCCUCAGUCCUCUCUCCUCUGUCCUCAGUCCUCUCUCCUCUCUCCUCUGUCCUCUCUCCUCUGUCCUAUCUCCUCUCCUCGGUCCAUCGCAUGCGUCUGUUUUCUUGUCUUUGUGUAUUUUUUGGUGCUAUGUUUUUUAUUGAGUUUCUCCUCUUUCUGUUUGCACUGUGACUUUAAUACCUCUUUAUCUUUAUGUGACUUCUCGUUUCGUGAAUCUGUUUCGGUUCAGAAGAGCGUCUCGCUCGCCCGGCCUGGGGGGCGCCGCGUGUUCACGAGCCGGUGGUUCUGACCCGGUAGUUCUGACCCGGCGCUCGUGAGACGGUCAGAUUGCACUCGUGCGGCAGAGGAGACGCUCGACCCGUACCGACCCGUACAUCAUAAACUGUGUGAAUAUGAACCAACAGCUGCUUCUACCUCAAGAGACCAGACGUCCAGCGCCGCCCGGUGGUGGGAGGGGGUACUGCAAGAACACAGAGGAGUCGGACCUUCACGAGUUUAAGGCAGAUUAAUGUACAUCAUCCUGAACAUGUAUCUAGCAUGGUGACGUCACCCCCCCCCCCAUGUUUUAUUUUACUGGCUGUGUGUUUUUUUAAAUAUUUGUAAAUGUAGCACAAUGGAGCGUUGCACUUGGGCGCCAAACGUUACCUCAUGUCAGAGUGAAGGGAGUCAAAGAUGGGGGGGGGGGGGGGACGCCAUAAUGUGAGGAGGACUAACUCGGCCAUCAGGGCCCUGGUCCUCUGGGUCUGGAUUACAGCCCCCAUCAGGGCCCUGGGCCUGUGCUUGUGGCCCCUGGCUGUAGUGGGUCACAUGACCAUGUCACAUGCUCUCAGUCGGGGCCGCUUGAUUCCAGACGCCACAAAGCUUUGACUUCUCUGAUUGAUUACUGAUCAGGUGGGAUGUCACACCCAGGAACCACAAGAGGAACCUCAAGAGGAACCACAAGAGGAACCCUCAUUUCCAGCAGCAGUGGUGCUUUGAGGUCAAGUGUGUGUGGGGGGGGGUUAUGAACUGUGAUCAGAAGGUGGAGGUAAGCUCCUCCUCCCUCGUACACCUGGUUUGCAGUCAGCACCUUAUCAUAAAUACCUUGACUUAUGUUUGUAAUAAUUGUAGCCUCGUAUAUCUACAAUAAAGUACUGGUCUGGUCACAUGG
Molecule: messenger RNA, 8237 nt
Organism: Pseudoliparis swirei
Lineage: Eukaryota; Metazoa; Chordata; Actinopteri; Perciformes; Liparidae
Gene: dicer1
Product: dicer 1, ribonuclease type III
Exons: 30
Coding region: 574-6138 (1854 amino acids)
Biological process (GO): apoptotic DNA fragmentation; siRNA processing; pre-miRNA processing
Cellular component (GO): RISC complex; nucleus; cytoplasm
Molecular function (GO): deoxyribonuclease I activity; protein binding; ATP binding
Source: RefSeq, a predicted model, not a curated record